Arabidopsis arenosa is the source of this 934-nucleotide messenger RNA. The record is from the annotation of a GenBank genome assembly. NCBI's taxonomy places the organism in Eukaryota, Viridiplantae, Streptophyta, Magnoliopsida, Brassicales, Brassicaceae.
AUCUCAUGGUACUCUUCAAACAUCGGUGUUCUUCUCCUCAACAAGUUUCUCCUCUCAAAUUACGGAUUCAAAUUCCCGAUUUUCCUCACAAUGUGUCACAUGUCCGCUUGCGCUAUCCUUAGCUAUAUCUCCAUCGUCUUCCUCAAGCUUGUUCCUCUCCAACAUCUCAAAUCUCGUUCCCAAUUCCUUAAGGUUGCUACUCUCAGCAUCGUCUUUUGUGCUUCCGUCGUCGGUGGUAACAUCUCCCUUCGUUACCUUCCCGUCUCUUUCAAUCAAGCUGUUGGUGCUACGACACCGUUUUUCACCGCUCUGUUCGCUUAUCUUAUGACCCUUAAGAGAGAAGCUUGGGUUACUUAUGGUGCUCUCGUCCCUGUCGUUGCCGGUGUCGUCAUCGCCAGUGGGGGUGAGCCAGGAUUUCACUGGUUUGGGUUCAUAAUGUGCAUUAGUGCUACGGCUGCUAGAGCCUUUAAAUCUGUUCUUCAAGGCAUCUUACUUUCUUCAGAGGGGGAAAAAUUGAACUCAAUGAAUUUGAUGUUGUAUAUGUCUCCGAUAGCAGUCAUUGCUCUUCUUCCCGUCACGCUAUUUAUGGAACCAGACGUGAUCAGUGUGACCUUGACGCUAGCAAAACAACAUCAGUACCUGUGGAUACUUCUUCUGGUUAACUCGGUAAUGGCUUAUUCAGCCAAUUUGUUGAAUUUUCUGGUUACCAAACACACAAGCGCUCUCACCCUCCAGGUUCUUGGAAAUGCUAAAGGAGCAGUUGCAGUGGUGAUUUCGAUCUUGAUCUUUCGAAACCCGGUUACGGUUAUGGGAAUUGGCGGGUACUCCAUAACCGUCCUUGGGGUGGUUGCUUAUGGAGAGACAAAACGCAGAUUUAGAUGAACUUUGUCAGACAUUAGCGAGGGACUCAUCCUUAGGACCUGAAAUAUUUGGG